UGUUUCUUGACAGGUUGGGUGGGUAGGUUGGGUUGGGAUUUUUGCACGUGAGCAAGAGCAACAGAACUCGUAAGGAUAGCAUGAAGAGGACUCGAGCGGAGGAAGUAGAGAAGGAUGCGAAGAAACGAAAACUUCUGGAUGAACUUGGAGAGAACUGCCUUCCAUAUCUGACGCCAAAAGAUGAUGGCUUCUACCAACUGUGGAAGGAAAAAUAUUCCAAAUUUAUCCUCAGGAACACCGAGAAGAUCCCAACAGACAUUCAUGAAGAAGUCCAAAAAGCUUUUUUCACUUUACGAAAACAUGCUUGUUUCUUCCAAGAUCUUGUAAGGAUCAAAGGGAAAGAUUUUGUUACCCCCAUAUCUCGUAUAUUAAUUGGAAACCCGGGAUAUACUUACAAAUAUUUGAACACAAGGUUAUUUACAGUCCCUUGGCCUAUGGAAGGAUAUGAAAUAAAUUAUUCGCAUCCUGAAAUAUCCCUGGCUUGUAAAGCGUUAAUCAGGCUUAAUGACUACUUGCAGAGAGAAUCCUUGCUGGCUUUGCAAGAGCAGGAUUUGGCCGAGACAACAGGAAUGCAAGAUUCUCCUGCCGGGGACGGGAAUCAAGAUUAUGCUACUAACAUUACAGAGAUGGACACUGUUUUGCAAGAUCAAAGCUCUUCUCUAGUCCCAAAGAAUGACUCUACCAUGAAAGAGAGAACAUCGUACAACCUGACAUUAUUAAAUUAUAUGGAUCCACAGAAAAUGCCGUCCUUGAAACUGGAGCCAUAUUUUGGCAUGGGGAGAAUGGCUGUUAGCUGGCACCAUGAUGAAAAUCUAAUGGAAAGGUCAACAGUGGCUGUCUACAGUUACAGCUGUGAAGAAAUUGAUGGUGGCGUCCUUGAAGAAAAAUCUGCGGAUGGCAGAGAUCCAGAUGUUUGGCAUGUUGCCUUGAAAGUAGCCUGGGAUAUACAGACUCCAGGCUUAGCAAUUCCACUUCACCAGGGAGACUGCUACUUUAUGCUAGAUGAUCUGAAUAUGACUCACCAACAUUGUGUGUUGGCUGGCCGGCAGUCAAGAUUCAGCUCUACCCACAGAGUGGCAGAAUGCUCAACGGGGACCCUACCAUAUAUUCUGGGCAAGUGUAAUGCAGCACUUGAGAAUUUGAACACUGAUGCUGAUUUGAGGUGCCCAUCUCUGAAAUCACUGGAAGUUGGAGAUAUAAAGCGAGUGGAAGAAGCUCACAGUGAGGUGGAGUUUGAAUGGUUACGACAGUUUUGGUUCCAGGGUCAACGGUACAGAAAAUUUACUGACUGGUGGGCCAAGCCAAUGGCAGAUCUGGAAGAACUCUGGAGACAAAUGGAGCUUGUGACAAGUCUACUGCUCAAUGAAUUACGAAAAGAACAGAUGGAGGAACAAAGAAAUGAAAAAAUCAGCUGCCUUCUCCCCCUCCUUAUUGAGCGUCAAGCGUUACGCCACGAAUGGCUCAUGAGGUGCCAUUCACCACUUUCAAAAAACUUACCCAAGGAUGAGAAACCCAAAUGCCACCCUUACUGGCAGGACGAUGAUCCCAGUAUGCCAUUACCCUUCAACCUUGAUGAUAUAAUAUUUGAACUACAGUCUAUUCUGGAAGAUUAGAAGUUUGGUCAGAAACGGGCAAGAGUUUUAUUGCUAAGAAACACCAAAGAAGUGCAAAGAAAAUGAAGAAGCCAGACUUAGUGAUGUUCAGUAGCACGAUCAAUUAAGAAAUUAAUCAAAGGACAUUACUGGAGUAGGAUUAUGAAAAGAAGAUUAUCCGAGAUCUGUUUUGGAGACAAAAACUCAGGCAAUAUCCAUACCAGGGAACAUUUCAGAUGGGUAAUGAGAAAUCAAGGGCCAACUGCAGACUGUUUUAAUGGCUUUUUUUUUGGUCUUCUGUUGCAUAACAAAGAAACACCGUCCACUUGCCCCAUGAAUCUGGAAAAUAUCAUUGUCCUACCUUAAAGGAUUGUUCUGAGCUUUACAAGAUAAAGAUGUGAAGUAUCCAGUUUGUUUUAUGUAGGGAAACAUUUUGAGUGCAUAGGAGAGAGAAAUAAAGUGCAUAGAAAUAAAAAUAAAAAUGGGUGCAUUUGGGGACCUGCAAGAUGCGCAUGGAGUGCCAACUUUUUGUUUGCUUUCACUGUCCUUGAUUACUGAUACAAAUAUCAUCAUCAUCAUCAUCAUCAUCAUCAUUUUGGGCGGGGGAGAGGGUGUUGGAUCCCUUCUUUAAGGGGCCAAUAUAAUAUUGCUGUGUUUUUGUGUGUUUUUAAUAAGAAAUAAAAAUUCCAAAAUAAGCUGA
Molecule: messenger RNA, 2292 nt
Organism: Candoia aspera
Lineage: Eukaryota; Metazoa; Chordata; Lepidosauria; Squamata; Candoiidae
Gene: FTO
Product: FTO alpha-ketoglutarate dependent dioxygenase
Exons: 9
Coding region: 81-1613 (510 amino acids)
Biological process (GO): regulation of multicellular organism growth; RNA repair; DNA alkylation repair
Molecular function (GO): ferrous iron binding; mRNA N6-methyladenosine dioxygenase activity; broad specificity oxidative DNA demethylase activity
Source: RefSeq, a predicted model, not a curated record